CAGGAAGAGGGUUGGAGCAACACAUGUGCUUUUAAAAGUGAAACAACUCUUUACAUCCGGUAUAAAAAUCCAGUAAACAGACCUUUUCAUCCACUUAGCAGCAUCGGAUUAUGCCUGUACGUGUUCACCACAGAGUGAUAUAAUCCAUCAUAACUGACAUGAAUAACUCUGUGAAAGAAGAACUUUACAAUGCAUUGAAUGAACUCAUUGAGAAACAAUUAAAAGAAUUUAAAUGGAGGCUACAUUUUAUUGAUUAUAAUGGAAGGGCAAAAAUUUCUAUAGCUUCACUGGAGAAAGCAGAUGCACAAGACGUUGUAGAUCUCCUGAUUCAACAUUAUGGAGAAGACGCUCUAGAGGUGUGCAUUGAUGUCCUUCGAAAAUGCAACAGAAAUGAUCUUGCAAAAAAACUUGAAGAAACUGGACAGAAAGGGAUGAAUGACACAACAAAGAAUCUGAACACAAUAUUGAAAUAUUAUCAGCACCCAGGCAAAAAAGUUGGCCAGUCAACAGAAGUUAAAAUCUCAGUGGAAGAGGAAUCUAAAAAUGGGAUCAAGCUUUGUCCUCAGAAUCUAUUUCAGCAAAUACAGACUAGUGAAGGCACUGAGAUCUACCCCAUCAAUGAUCCCAAGACUCGUACGCGCCUGGCCUUGAUAAUCUGCAAUAUCAAAUUCAAUCACUUGGAUUAUAGGCAGGGGGCUGAGGUAGACUUGGAACAGAUGAAGCUUCUCCUAGAAGAUCUGGGAUACAAUGUGAAAAUAGAGCGCAAUUUGAGCUCAGAGGAUAUCACCACUUGCUUGAAGAAUUUUGCAGCUCGAGAAGAGCACAAGGCUUCAGAUGGGAUGUUUGUGGUACUGAUGUCUCAUGGCCUCCGGGACGUCAUUUGUGGAGUCCACUCAGAAGACGAACACUCUGACAUAUUCUCCAUCGAUACUGUCUUCUCCAUCUUCAACAACAAAAAUUGCCAAGCUUUGAGGGGAAAGCCCAAGGUGGUCAUUAUUCAAGCAUGUCGUGGGGCGCAACGAGGGUACAUGGUGGAAAACGUGGAAGACUCAGUUGCAUCUGCUGCUGCCUCUCUCCAGUCUGAUUCACACAUCACCAUGCAAUUGCAAACUGAUGACAUUAAGAAAGUAAAUGUGGAGAGUGACUUCAUCUGCCUAUAUUCCACCACCCCUGAUCGUGUAUCCUUGAGACACCCUGAAACCGGAUCACUCUUUAUCAAGCAACUAAUAGAUACUAUCAAGAAACAUGCCUGGAAUUGCAAUUUGGAAGAGGUGUUCCGGAAGGUGAUGCAGCAUUUUGCAAACAACCCAUGUCAGAUGCCCUCAAAGGACAGAACCACCUUGACCAAAAAGUUCUACCUCUUCCCGGGACACUGAAGCCAGGUGAAGGAGAAACUACUGGGCCCAAAAGCAGAUAAUUUUCAGAUAUAUGGAAGAAACAUGGAUUGACCACACCUUGUCCUUUCUCCACCUUAUUCCUCAUUGCAAAUUUCCAUCAAGUCGUUUUUGGAAUUUAUUGUGAUUUGUGUCUAAAUCUUAUAUAGCGUGAUUAGUAUUUGUUUUCAACAGCAAAAAUGUUUAACUGUGAUGUUUAAAAUGGAAAUAAGAGUCAAAACGUAUUCAUAAUGGUUCCUCCCCUCUCCCCCCAAUG
Thamnophis elegans (Western terrestrial garter snake) is the source of this 1650-nucleotide messenger RNA. Its product is annotated as caspase-1-like. Gene Ontology annotation, biological process: proteolysis. Gene Ontology annotation, molecular function: cysteine-type endopeptidase activity. The coding region runs from base 159 to 1376 and encodes 405 amino acids. Lineage: Eukaryota; Metazoa; Chordata; Lepidosauria; Squamata; Natricidae. The transcript has 10 exons. The record is from RefSeq and is a predicted model, not a curated record.